This is a messenger RNA of Oncorhynchus nerka (sockeye salmon), 2104 nucleotides long. RefSeq names its product brain-specific angiogenesis inhibitor 1-associated protein 2-like. Bases 79 to 606 code for a protein of 175 amino acids. The record is from RefSeq and is a predicted model, not a curated record. NCBI's taxonomy places the organism in Eukaryota, Metazoa, Chordata, Actinopteri, Salmoniformes, Salmonidae. Gene Ontology annotation, cellular component: cytosol; nucleoplasm. Gene Ontology annotation, biological process: actin filament bundle assembly; actin crosslink formation; positive regulation of actin filament polymerization. The transcript has 6 exons.
CUUCAGUCUGCUGUUGUAAAGCCUAAUACCCUCAGAUACAGGGGAGGAGACUACAAUACAGAAACAUUCUGAAACACCAUGUCUCGUUCAGACGAGGUCAACAAGAUGACAGAAAACGUGUAUAAGGGGAUUCUGGACCAGUUCAACCCCAGUCUGAAGAACUUUGUGACCAUGGGGAAACACUAUGAGAAAGCCCUGACAGGAGUGACGGUAGCAGCCAAGGGAUACUUCGAUGGUCUGGUCAAACUGGGAGAACUGGCCAGUGACAGCCAAGGGUCCAAAGAACUGGGAGACACAUUAUUCCAGAUGGCCGAGGUGCACAGGCAGAUUCAGGUUCAACUGGAGGACGUGUUGAAGCUGUUCCAUUCUGAGCUGCUGUCCCAGUUGGAGCAAAAGCUGGAGUUGGACAUUAAAUAUCUUACCGCCACGUUGAAGAAAUAUCAGAGUGAGCGCAAGUCGAAGUCGGAAUCUAUCGAGUGCUGCCAAUCACAGCUCAAGAAGCUGCGCAGGAAGAGCCAGGGCAGUCGCCACCCCAACAAGUACGGAGAUAGGGAGAUGCAGGUAACUAGCAUCCAACAACACCAUUUUGUGUCAGUAGUGCUUUGAGUGUAAGGUUUCAACAAUGCAUUUGUGUAUUUUUGAAACACUUACAAUUGUGUUUUGACACUUGAGAUUUGUGUGGGAUUUUCUUGGAAACACCACCAGACUAAAUCAUCUUACUCAGCAUUACAAGGCACAGUCAAGUGUUCGUGUGUGUGUAUGUACAGUCUGUGUGCGGAAGUAUGGAUGAGAUUAAACAGCAAUCUGGCUCAGCUGAUUUGGCUUCCAGUCCUUACUGAGGUAAAAAAAAGGGGGAUAGGGAAGAGAAAGAGGCGAAAUCUUAGGAUUGAGAAAACAGGAAAUAAGAAGGGGUGGACAAUGGAAGAAAAGGUUAAGGAAGGUGAGGGAUAAUAUUUGGUGAUUAGGAUUUAGUUUAUCGCUGCUCAGCAGACAGGAUAUGAUGUCACUUCUUCCUUUUGGUCCCUCCGAUGAGCCUCUCUCCCGACAGUGUAUUAUAAAGGUCACAUAUCUCCUACUCCUCUGCCUCUGUUCAAAUCAAAUGUAUUUAUAAAGCCCUUCGUACAUCAGCUGAUAUCUCAAAGUGCUGUACAGAAACCCAGCCUUAAACCCCAAACAGCAAGCAAUGCAGGUGUAGAAGCACGAUGGCUAGGAAAAACUCCCUAGAAAGGUCGAAACCUAGGAAGAAACCUAGAGAGGAGCCAGGCUAUGAGGGGUGGCCAGUCCUCUUCUGGCUGUGCCGGGUGGAGAUUAUAACAGAACAUGGACAAGAUGUUCAAAUGUUCAUAAAUGACUAGCAUGGUCAAAUAAUAAUAAUCACAGUAGUUGUCGAGGGUGCAGCAAGUCAGCACCUCAGGAGUAAAUGUCAGUUGGCUUUUCAUAGCCGAUCACUGAGAGUAUCUCUACCACUCCUGCUGUCUCUAGAGAGUUGAAAACAGGAGGUCUGGGACAGGUAGCACGUCUGGUGAACAGGUCAGGAUUCCAUAGCUGCAGGCAGAACAGUUGAAACUGGAGCAGCAGCACGGCCAGGUGGACUGGGGACAGCAAGGAGUCAUCAUGCCAGGUAGUCCUGAGGCAUGGUCCUAGGGCUCAGGUCCUCCUCCGAGAGAAAGAAAGAGAGAAUUAGAGAGAGCAUACUUAAAUCCACACAGGACACCGGAUAAGACCGGAGAAGUACUCCAGAUAUAACAAACUGACCCUAGCCCCCUGACACAAACUACUGCAGCAUAAAUACUGGAGGCUGAGACAGGAGGGGUCAGGAGACACUGUGGCCCCAUCCAAUGAUACCCCCGGACAGGGCCAAACAGGAAGGAUAUAACCCCACCCACUUUGCCAAAGCACAGCCCCCCACACCACUAGAGGGAUAUCUUCAACCACCAACUUACCAUCCUGAGACAAGGCCGAGUAUAGCCCACAAAGAUCUCCGCCACAGCACAACCCAAGGGGGGGUGCCAACCCAGACAGGAAGAUCACAUCAGUUACUCAACCCACUCAAGUGACGCACCCCUUCCAGGGACGGCAUGGAAGAGCACCAGUAAGCCAGUGA